AUGGACAAAGUUCGCUUCAAGCCAGGUUCAACAAGUCCCAGCCCAAACGGGCGCGAAACCAAUCAUAGGUUUGGGAGGUUCCUGACUUGUCGAAGCCCAGCCAGUUCAUACCGCGAUUCCCAGUACUGUGGUAUGAUGGGCAGCGCUGCAUUAGCCAAGGUACCAAGACAUUUCCGUACUCAAGGUGCUACGGAGUACGUGGUACCCGUGGAAGCAUUCCCGCGGGCAGAUCUGGUCCAAGCCUCGCAAGUCAAACGCUUACCCAUGAUGAUUUUCAAAUUUACCUUCAAGUGUUUCGAUGAUCGGUACUCGAAAGGUUGA
Pyricularia oryzae 70-15 is the source of this 321-nucleotide messenger RNA. RefSeq lists its product as uncharacterized. NCBI's taxonomy places the organism in Eukaryota, Fungi, Ascomycota, Sordariomycetes, Magnaporthales, Pyriculariaceae. The transcript has 3 exons. Bases 1 to 321 code for a protein of 106 amino acids. The record is from RefSeq and is a predicted model, not a curated record.